Molecule: messenger RNA, 2112 nt
Organism: Anopheles cruzii
Lineage: Eukaryota; Metazoa; Arthropoda; Insecta; Diptera; Culicidae
Exons: 7
Coding region: 1-2112 (703 amino acids)
Source: RefSeq, a predicted model, not a curated record
AUGCACGCUCGUGGCGGUUCGCAAUGGAAAAGUCGCCGAAAAGCAUCGCUCGGCCCGUUGCGGCGGGCCCACCCGGCGUCAGGGGCCACCUGGAACGUGCAGGUGGUGCGGGGCAAGAUGACUUCCCGCUGCCUCUGGCACGCUUGCCGCGCCCUCGUCCUGGGCAUGGUGCUGAUGUUCGUUGGCGGUGGCAUGGCCACGGUUGGGUACUAUGCAAACAACUUUCCCUCCCUGUCCGACCUCCGGAGCAACAGCAGCACGUCGACCAUACGCGUGAAAAAUGAGCAACGGGGAUUACAUCUCAACAACCUCUCGUACGUCGGACCAAUCAUCAUGGGGGUCGGCGGGUUCAUCGUAGUGGCCUCGUGUGUGAUGACGUUUGAAGCGCGCGACUCAGCGGCGAAGGUGGUGCCGGCCCGGUUCAAGCUGAGUGGCCACGGGACGGCCCGGAGCUCCAGCCGUCAGAAUACUUCCCGACGUUCCACAGGCAUCUCGAACGGACCGUCGGGCGCCGUUGGGUCGCAGACCGCCCGCUGGGAGCAACAUCUGGGAGUGUUCCGAACUUCGCCGGCGACGGAGCAAGUUCCGGACCGCAAAGCACUCACCGCAGCGCUGGUUCACUUCUCGAAAGCCUUAGGCACACCGAAGUCUUCGCCCCACCAGCGACGGCCUAGCAAAGACCAGAGCCGCCGGGUGUCGCGAAGUGGUUCGGUGCCCAAUUUGUACGCCGAAAAGUUAAGCGUCCCAUCGGCGUUGGCAACCGGUUCGCCCGCCACCAACCGCAUCCGGUCGGAAGUGUCCGGCCACCGGCAUCACCGGGGUUCGCGGGUCAGCAGCAUGGUCCACCGCUCGACGAGGGAAGCGGGUAGCGGCGGUUUGCUGCACCCCGGAAUGCUCCAGUUUCACCGGCACGCGUUGUCCGUGGAAGAACCCGAUCCGUUCGGAAGAACACUCAAUCAGGCCGGUUCCCACGGUUCGGUGCAGUGCGGGUACGGAGGGGGCGAAAUCGUGCCGGUGCAUAAGCUACGCGACCGCAACAAGCGGUCUGAUACGGCCCGUCGACACAUCCUGUCCCGCCAGACCAAGAUCGAGAAGGAGGAAUCGGUCGGAAGCCCGAAGCAGGCGGGCCACAUCAGCCGGCGGGCGUCGACCGUCUCCGAUGUGUCGGUCAACUCGAAGCUCAACCGAAGCAGCAGACGUGCCUCAACCAUCUCCAAGACGCCGAGCGUCGACUCGCGCGGUGCGCCCUCGACGAUGGAGAUCAACAGCCCGGACCGGUCGAUGCUGGCGUUAACGCCCCGCAAAGGAACGACGGCCGCCGGGCCCGUUUCGACACCGUCGGUCGAGCGAGAGUGUCGGAGUCAGCUCUCCAUCUGCUCGGAACCGGCGAUCACUCAACGCAAUCUGUCCUGUCAAUCGAGCUUAGAGCCGUGCGUGCCGGAAGAGGAGGACAGCCCGGUGCACGACGAGGAGUGCCCCCGGUCCGUCGUGAACCAGCCACUGCGGCCCGAUACGCUCGUCCUUCCGCCCGUUUCGAGCCCCCAGGAAGCUCCGGUCGAUCCGCCGGCACCAGCCCAGCAGCAGCAGCAGCCCCAGAACCGCUUCCUGUACCGGAGCAACUCCACCAAGAGUUUCCGCAAACCGAAACCGAAGGUGGCGAGCAAGAAGCUGAGCAACGAGUACGACCAAAUAUACGUCAUCAGUGCCAAGACGACGGGAACGUUCGGAGCCGGGGGCACCGGAAGCGCGCAUCGGUAUCCCAACUUUCACCACGGUAUCUCCCGCGACAACGACGAUGACCAUUACGAUUCGAUCGAGGUGAUCCACGAGCGGCGCAGCAAAAACUUUAGCAAAUUCACCACGGCCAGCACCCCGACCGGGGACGCUGGUCCGGCCGGAGAACGGUCCGAGUCGGCGGAUGCAGCACCUUCCAUGGCGGCCGCCAACACCACCGACGACGACGCCGAAUACCGGAAGGUGCCGGGAUCGAACACGAUUAGCGUGGUCGCGGAUAUAUCGCCCGCGCCCGCCCAGGAACCGGAUAUCGGGGGUGAACCGGAGGAGCAUGCGGAACGCGACUGCCGAAAGCCCAUGGUGGUGGUGACGAAAUGA